Molecule: messenger RNA, 751 nt
Organism: Vigna angularis (adzuki bean)
Lineage: Eukaryota; Viridiplantae; Streptophyta; Magnoliopsida; Fabales; Fabaceae
Product: peptidyl-prolyl cis-trans isomerase Pin1
Exons: 2
Coding region: 139-507 (122 amino acids)
Cellular component (GO): cytosol; nucleus
Molecular function (GO): peptidyl-prolyl cis-trans isomerase activity
Source: RefSeq, a predicted model, not a curated record
CACCGCGCAUAGUUGCGUUCUCUCUCUGGAGCUAGGGUGACCGGAGCGGCGAAGAUUGAGUCGGAUCGGAAGAGAAAGAAGGCGUCCACCGCAGCGGCGGAUCGGUCGGAGAAGGAAAACAGGAAGAAGAAGGUGAAGAUGUCGUCGUCAAAAGUUGGCGGUGAGAUUAGGGCUUCGCACAUACUAAUAAAGCACGAAGGUUCUAGAAGGAAGGCGUCGUGGAAGGAUCCAGAAGGACGCAUAAUCAAGAACACCACAAGAGAAGCUGCGGUUUCUCAGCUCAAGGCCCUUCGCGAUGACAUCGUCUCGGGCAAGGCAACCUUCGAGGACGUCGCGUCUCGAUUCUCCGAUUGCGGCUCCGCCAAGCGCGGCGGCGAUCUUGGUCCUUUCGGUCGUGGUCAGAUGCAGAAGCCUUUUGAAGAGGCAACCCUUGCUCUUAAAGUUGGUGAACUUAGUGACAUUGUGGAUACCGACAGUGGAGUCCACAUUAUUAAGAGGACGAAAUGAUUACACGGAGUUAUCUCCUAUUAACAUCUGUAGAAGAUAUCCAGGAUUCUUGUUGAGGUCAAGAUCUGCUGAUAUAAGUAUAUCAGGUUUCAGACAUGGUCGCCCCAUGUAUUUGGACGAUAUAUUGCUUUCAUGACAAUUAAAAUCGUGUGGUAUGCUUGUAAUUUUGAAUAACAUUUAUACGUUUUGGAUUCUGUUGCCAUCCGAAUGUCCUUAUAUUAAAGGAGAAACAUGUGAUCCUUCA